AAUCCCUUUCCUUUUCUGCUUUGGACCGAACAAUACGGAAUUUUCGAGAUUGUAGUUGAAACUGUAGAAAUAACGCAACAUGCCACGAGAAAUAAAAGAAGUUAAAGAUUUUCUUAAUAAAGCACGUCGUUCAGAUGCGCGUGCUGUGAAAAUCAAGAAGAAUCCUACGAAUACUAAAUUCAAGAUCCGCUGCUCGCGCUUUUUGUACACGCUAGUGGUACAGGAUAAGGAAAAAGCGGACAAAAUUAAGCAAUCUUUGCCCCCAGGAUUGCAAGUCAAGGAGGUCAAGUAGUGCUUCGUUCGUAUCCGAAUCAUCACGAGCAGUGCAUAAAUUCGAUUUGUCUGGAUUCAAAUACUUCCUUAAAUAAAAUCGAUUUUUAAAAAUAGCAAACAAAACAUGUACAACGAUUGAAAAAAAAACAGCAAAUAUUCCUACGGUGGCACUAGCCCCCACUAGAAGCUAAAAACUAAUUUUAUUAAUGAAGCUCCUAACAGUGUCAUUAGUUUUCGAUCUUUAAGAACAUGAAACUGGUUUGCUUUAAAUAUACAAAGCUCGCACAUCAUUUUCAUAAAUUUUAAAA
This is a messenger RNA of Drosophila miranda, 581 nucleotides long. RefSeq names its product 60S ribosomal protein L38. Gene Ontology annotation, biological process: protein-RNA complex assembly; translation. NCBI's taxonomy places the organism in Eukaryota, Metazoa, Arthropoda, Insecta, Diptera, Drosophilidae. Gene Ontology annotation, cellular component: cytosolic large ribosomal subunit; ribosome. The record is from RefSeq and is a predicted model, not a curated record. Gene Ontology annotation, molecular function: structural constituent of ribosome. The transcript has a single exon. Bases 80 to 292 code for a protein of 70 amino acids.